AUCUGAAGGCAGUCCUGUAUUGGAAAGGUUUUAAUGUUUGAUGUUUUAUGGUGUUUUUAUAUGUGCUGGAAGCUGUCAAGAUGGCUGGGGUAUUAUUAUUGUUGUUAUUAUUAAGAAAUUCAUUCAGAACAAUUUAUGGCUGUGUGUCUCUAUGCACUUAAUGAUUGUGGGCACCUUGUGUUUUCAUAUUAUGAGCCUGAUUUUUAACUACUACAUAAUUUUUCUCAAACUGACCUCCAUUUUUUUAUGCUGCAGUUUUACAUGCUGAAGUGACCAUCUGCAUACUUUAGCCCCAGGUAAAUGACAAAGCCCCAGGGUCUUUGUCUAGUCACAGAUUGGCGAUCACCAGUAUUAAUAGAUAGGAUUAGCAAAUGCAAGCAGGCCAGCAGGCUGCAAAGCUGCUACUUGUCUCCUUAGAUUCCCCUCUGCCUUAUCAGUCUCGGGGCUCCAUCGAAAGAGAGCGUUCAGAGGUUUCAGGACGGCAGAGUUCGGUUUCUUUCUCUUUGCACCAGGACUUGGGGAAAGGGCAAGUUCUGGGUAAGAAACUACAGAAAAUGUCUUUCCAGAGUUCCCCUCAGGCACCAUGGAGAAACAACAAUAUCACUUUUUUGAACAAAGACGUUCCUGUCUCAGAACAAGGAGAGACGAUCAUUGGCUUCUAUCUACUGGCUCUGGGUUGGAUGUCUUGGUUUGGGAACAGCAUUGUAAUUUUUGUACUCUAUAGACAGCGGGCUACCCUUCAGCCCACGGACUACUUGACAUUUAACCUAGCUGUAUCUGAUGCCAGUGUGUCUGUCUUUGGUUAUUCCCGCGGGAUCAUUGAAAUCUUCAACGUAUUCAGAGAUGAUGGAUUUCUGAUCACAUCCAUAUGGACUUGCCAGGUUGAUGGAUUUCUGACGCUGCUGUUUGGUCUUGCUAGCAUUAACACACUCACGGUGAUUAGCAUUACUCGCUAUAUAAAAGGAUGCCAUCCAGACAGAGGGCAUUGUAUCAACAAUAGCAACAUCAAUGUGGCCCUUUUUCUUAUAUGGAUAGCAGCUUUCUUCUGGUCAGUAGCUCCAGUCCUGGGAUGGGGCAGUUACACAGAUCGCAUGUAUGGAACAUGUGAAAUAGACUGGGCAAAAGCUAACUUCUCAACCAUCUACAAGUCUUAUAUAGUGUCCAUUUUCAUCUGCUGUUUCUUCCUGCCUGUGUCUGUCAUGGUUUUUGCUUACGUGUCCAUCAUCAAUACUGUCAAGUCGAGCCAUGCAUUAGGCGGAGCAGGUGACCCAACUGAUAGGCAGAGGCGAAUGGAACGAAGCGUCACAAGGGUCUCCAUAGUCAUUUGCACAGCCUUUAUCACAGCCUGGUCCCCAUACGCGGUCAUCUCCAUGUGGUCCGCCUAUGGUUACUCUGUGCCCAAUUUAACCAGCAUCCUUGCCAGCCUUUUUGCGAAAUCUGCCAGCUUCUACAACCCCAUCAUCUACUUUGGAAUGAGCUCCAAAUUCCGGAAGGACAUCCUCAUCUUGCUGCACUGUGCCAAAGAGAUCAAGGACCCUGUGAAGCUCAAGCGGUUCAAGAACCUCAAGCAGAAACAGGAGAAUUCGCCUUCUCAGAGAGAGGAGAAAUACGCGCCAGAAGUUCAGCCUGCACUGAGUCCUGAUUCUGGUGUGGGGAGUCGUUCUAACACCCCGCCCCCCGUCAACAGGGAGGUGUAUUUGGGUGCUUUUGAUACCCCAUCCAACAACCCUGAUAUCGAAUGCGACAGGCUGUGACCCGGCUGUUCAAAACGUGCAGCCGGUGAACACAACCCAUAGGAUACUGCUGCCCCAAUUCCUUUCACCCCUGCCCUUUCCUCUAGCACUUAACAUGACAUACCAGCUCGACUUCCAAUGAAGCAGGACACAUAAAACCAGCACUAAAAGCAUGUGCGGUACAUACGGGAGACUCAUAAAAAUUGCUGCGUGGCCAAUUAAAUAUAAAGGUGGGCAGCACACCUAGCCUGAGCAGGGAUUCAUUUCCCCCUCUGCAGCUGCAAGUGAAAGAUGUUUUUGUGGAAAAUCCAUUCACUGGCAUGUUAAAAAAAACAGAAACAAAAUCACCAAUAUUUUCUCCACCUAAAUAAUAUAAUUCAGAAGUUACAUAUCUUUUUGGCUGGUUUUAUUUCUUGCUUAAAAUCCUGGCUUUAUUCACUUUGCCCCCAGUCCUCACAACGGUGCAUUUACUCAGGGGCCGGUCAGGAAAUAGCACUGCAAUGCUGCUCCACAGUCAGCCACCAGAGGGUGGAUAAUCUUUUAACAUACUCCCUGUGGGAGACUAAACAUUUCAGGUCCCAGGUGCUGCCUACUGGAGAGCAACCAACACCCUUGUUCUUAAAUCUGAAGGCUGCCGCUGAGCCCCUAGAGCCGAAGUCCUGAGUCUUUAAUCGCAGGUGCAGUUAGUUCAUUUUAGACGCCGAACUUAAUGGUCUUAUGGGGGAAAGCCCUCUUUAGAUGGUAACAUGUAUCAAUUCACUUACUUCCGAACGCUGCCUGCCAGCGGGGAGGAAGGGCCUCCCUGUUCCUCUUCUGAAUGGGACCCUUGGACUUCUUUCCCUAAAGCCCCACUUUGACAGAACCUCAGGCCACAGGUGAGGUGUAAUAAACCGCCCUCCACGCCAUAUUGACGACCCGGUGCUUUUCAUGCCUUGUUGCUAUUGCUACCGUGUUUUCCCGCCUGAAUUAAGAAGUACAAAGGACACCUUUGCCCUGCUAAUUGUGGGUAAUAUGUAGAGGAGGCAGAUCGAAGCGAGGAAAUGGCGUCCCUCUUUGUCCUCACCUAGCUUUACUGUUUUAUAAUUAUAUCUAUAUACUGCCACUUCUAAAAAAAAAAACCAUCACAGCAGUUUACAACCAUUGCACAUACAACCAUAUAAUACAAACCAUUUUUUCUAUUAAAAGAAAAAGAAAAAUCAGAAAUCAACUAACUACCACAGGAUGAUUUUUUCUUAAUUGCCAACACAAGCUUCAUGGCAAAACCAGAACAGAUCAAACCAAACCAAGAAAUGAGUUUAAUAUGUAGCAGGCAGGUAUGUACCUUGUUUUGUCUUAAAUAAUUGCAGGUGCAGAAGAACCUAAUUCUUACUGGGAAGACACGCUUCUAUUUUUAAACAAGGCUCCAAAAAUACAUGGGAGUGGGGGAGACUCUUCUGAUAAUUGGUGGGGGGCAGGUGACACCCAUGGUUUGCCAUCCCAGUAAGAAUGAGGCUCCUUUAUAAUCAUUUGAGGAAUAGCAAGUUAUGCAGCUGCAUGCUGUGUCCCUAUUUUGGCCCCCAUAGAAUUAUCUCUAAACCUCCUGCCA
Molecule: messenger RNA, 3318 nt
Organism: Zootoca vivipara (common lizard)
Lineage: Eukaryota; Metazoa; Chordata; Lepidosauria; Squamata; Lacertidae
Product: opsin-5-like
Biological process (GO): G protein-coupled receptor signaling pathway
Cellular component (GO): membrane
Molecular function (GO): G protein-coupled receptor activity
Source: RefSeq, a predicted model, not a curated record